UACAGUGUUUGUGUCACACGUGCAUCACUGUCCCAGCAUCUCUCCUCCCUCUCACAGCAUGGAGGAUCUUUCUCUCUACACCACCGCUUAUCACGUCCCAUUCGCAGCAUCACGGCGUUUGAGGGUGGGGGGCGGAGCUGUGGUGUUCAUGAACUCAUCUGCGCUAGAAGAGUAUCUCCUGAACUGCUAGGUGUCCUGUCCUCCAUUGCUGUCUUCAUGGUCGUGAUCGCUCUGUUUUUUCUUUACCUCAGCAGCAAGUUUUCAGUGGAGAGCCCAAGCAGUGAGCUGCCACAUUUUGAAGGUUUUAACAAAGGUUUGCAAGAUGGGGGUUGUCCAGAAAAAGGAUCAUCUGAGAGCAAGGACGAAACACCAAAAAGACACAAGGACUCAUCCUCUCAUGAUCAGAGAAGUGGGUGGAGAGACAGGGAUGCUGCGAAUGAGGAUUGCAGCAGUGAGGCCUCUGCUGAUCAGGUUAAAAGGAAAAAAGGUUCAAGUUCCCUGAAUGAACUUCAGCCUCCACCGUACCGGGACAAAGAUGAUCUCAAGGGUGGCUCAAGGGGCCGCAGUGACUCAGCAGAGGGCAGUGGAAGUGAAAUCAGUGAGGGCAGUGAAGACCCUGAGGACACAGUGAGUUACCUGAAUAAGGGCUAUGAGGAGGACACACCUAGUGACAGCACAGCUGUUUUGGGCCCGGAGGAUAGCUUACUUCCACCCCUUCCAGAAACAUAUGAACCAGAGGCACUGGGGAAAUAUGGCACACUGGAUGUGGCAUUUGAAUAUGACCCUAGCGAGCAACGGCUUGCGGUGACAGUGACCGCUGCCACAGAUAUUCCAACCCUUAAGAGCACAGGGAACAUUUCCUGGCAGGUCCACCUGGUUCUACUGCCCACCAAAAAGCAGAGGGCCAAGACAGGAGUGCAGAAGGGACCCUGUCCCAUCUUCACAGAGACAUUUCGCUUCUCAUGUGUGGAGAAGGAGGCCUUGGGGGACUAUGCAGUCCGGUUCCGUCUCUACAGUGUGAGGCGCAUGAAGAAGGAGAAGGUCCUAGGGGAGAAGGUGUUCUACUUAACCAAACUCAAUCUGCAGGGCAAGCUUGUUCUGCCUGUUACACUAGAGCCUGGCACUUCUGUUCCUGGCUGUGGAUCAGUGGUGAGUGUCUCUCGUAGUGCGGGAGCUCUGUCAUAUCGCUCCACUGGUGAAUCCUCCGCUCCAGAGCUUCUGCUGGGUCUCCUCUACAACUCCACCACAGGAAGAUUGUCCGCCGAGGUUAUCAAAGGCAGCCAUUAUAAAAACUCUGCCACCGAUAAACUGCCCAUUGGUCUGUUUUGUUGUGUAAAACACUUCAUUAGUGGGCAACUAUAUAUCAUGAGAGGUAAGUUUACUGCCAUGUCGAAAGUACAAAACCACCCAUUCCACUGCAUCUGCAUUUUAUUGAUGUUGUUUGUUCAGUCAAGUCUCUUUGCACUGUAUUGAGAUGUACAGAGAUAUGCGGGUAGAAUCCUAUAGAAUACAUUUAAACAGUUUUGACAAUAGUCAGUCAAUAGUAAAUGAACACCAUGUCUUGCUGGAAGAGUAAUACCAUUAGUAGCCCUUCAAAGACAUGUCAAUAAACCCAAAGUCAGCAAACCAAGGGGUUAAGGUUUGGCUAGUUAUUAUGGUCCUACUAGCCACUGCUGGACAAUAUUUACCUGUGGCUCUAGCUCUAGAAUCAUGUCACAUGGCUUUUAUGGGUAAUUUGAUUGGCUCAGCACAAUUUGGCUGCAGAACACAGUGCCCAUGAGCUGCAAGGAGCAAAGAUGGCAGAUUUUUAAUCACAUUCUUCAGGGUCCCAAGAAACUGCCAUCAAGAAGAAUGAGAAUGCUAACAGUUAGAAUUACCCAGAGCAUGCAGAACAUUCAGUAAUAACUAUUAGUUGGUAGAGACAUAAGGGACAUUUAUGAGUGGUUAACAAUAACUAACUCACCAGUGGUGAAUCCCAGUUUGCAUACUGCAAUGGUGAUGUCAAAGAAAGUUUAACUUUUUUACUU
Molecule: messenger RNA, 2027 nt
Organism: Sinocyclocheilus grahami
Lineage: Eukaryota; Metazoa; Chordata; Actinopteri; Cypriniformes; Cyprinidae
Product: synaptotagmin-14-like
Exons: 8
Molecular function (GO): phospholipid binding
Source: RefSeq, a predicted model, not a curated record